GAGGUCCUGACUGAUGUCACAGAGUCCACCUCAGUGGAUGUGCUGCUGACAAACCUCAUCAGGGGGAACCUGCUUCCCUCUGCUCACCUCUGGAUAACCACACGACCUGCAGCAGCCAAUCAGAUCCCUUCUGUGUGUGUGGACAUGGUGACAGAGGUCAGAGGGUUCACUGACCCUCAGAAGGACCAGUACUUCAGGAAGAGGUUCAGAGAUGAGGUGGUCGGCUCUGGUCUUCAUCUUACUGUCAUCAGACAAAGAUAUGGAUGUGUUUGACCUGAAGAAAUACUCUGCGUCAGAGGAGGCUCUUCUGAGGCUGCUGCCUGUGGUCAGAGCCUCCAACAAAGCUCUGCUGAGCAGCUGUAACCUGUCAGAGAGAAGCUAUGAAGCUCUGUCCUCAGUUCUCAGCUUCCAGUCCUCUAGUCAGAGACACCUGGACCUGAGUAACAACGACCUGCAGGACUCAGGAGUGGAGCCGUUGUCUGCUGGACUGGGGAGUCCACGUUGUGAAAUGGGAACUCUCAGGCUGUCAGGUUGUCUGGUCACAGAGGAAGGCUGUGCUUCUCUGGCCUCAGCUCUGAGCUCCAACCCCUCCCAUCUGAGAGAGCUGGACCUGAGCUACAACCAUCCAGGAGCCUCAGGAGUGAAGCUGCUGUUGAUGCAACUAGAGGAUCCACACUGUCUCAGGUACAGACGGACUGCAGACUGGACUCUCAAGUACAGACCGACCACAAACCAUACUCUCUCAGGUACAGACAGACCACAUAUACACAGUGGAACCUUGGAUUGAGAGUAUAAUUCAUUCC
Monopterus albus (swamp eel) is the source of this 803-nucleotide messenger RNA. Its product is annotated as ribonuclease inhibitor-like. Gene Ontology annotation, molecular function: protein binding. The record is from RefSeq and is a predicted model, not a curated record. Bases 212 to 787 code for a protein of 191 amino acids. Lineage: Eukaryota; Metazoa; Chordata; Actinopteri; Synbranchiformes; Synbranchidae. The transcript is spliced from 3 exons.